AAAGCCGUGCGCAGUCACUAGAAACGCUCGUUAUAGAGGUAGAUAAAACGGAGCGUCGAACCUCUGUCCGUAUCAAACGCAGGAGAGCCAUGUACGGAACACUAGCCAUCAUUAGCGCUGUCUUCGUGGCGGCUGCCUCAGCCCAGGCGACGGUCAGUGGAUCGGCGACCGCAGGGUCUUCUGGGUCUGCCACUGGCUCAGGAUGGGGAACCAUGUUGGUAAGCCCCAUGAGGAACGUCCUUAACAGCGGAUUGUCCGCGAAGAGCAACGUAGCACAGGCCGGCACUAAUAUGUUCAAGGCCGGUUUGGAUAUGGGAGAUAGCUUGACCGCCAAUAUCCCCAUCGUGAAUGGCAUCGCUAAUUUGGCAACCAACGGAAUGAGAGUCGGAGCAGAUCUAGGAAACAGUAUAGCUCAGAGCGCAAUCAAGACAGUACAAACCGUGGACAACAUGAAAAUGGACAUGCUGGAAAAAGGAAUUAACACAGUAGGAAAUGCUGCUCAAAUGGGAGGUAGAUUAGUAUUAGGUGGUGCUAAUAUGGGAUCAGCCUUCGCAGACCGUGCAUCUCUAGUGGCUUCUAGAUUAGCUGAAAGUGCUAGUCAGGUUGGUUCCGCAGUGGCAAAUGGCGCAUUGCAAGCAGGAUCUAACGCGGCUGUUUCACUUCCGAGUCUAAGUGGUGUCAUGCAACCUGCAGGAAGUGCCGCAGUAUCUGCUUCAUCAUCUGCUGGAGGAAAUGCCGCAGGAUCUGCUUCAUUAUCUGCUGGAGGAAAUGCCGCAGGAUCUGCUUCAUCAGCUACUGAAGGAAGUGCCGCAGGAUCUGCUUCAUUGUCUACAGGUGGAGGAGCCUCAGGAUCCGUUUCUGCCACUGGUGGAAGGAAUUCAUUGUCCGUUGGUUCUUUGUUCGGCUGAAAUAUUAAAAAAAACUGAUAUAUUAAAAAAUAUUAUUGAACUGAUAAUGAACGAUAUUUACAAUAAAAAGUGCUCUCAUUGAA
Nezara viridula (southern green stink bug) is the source of this 991-nucleotide messenger RNA. Lineage: Eukaryota; Metazoa; Arthropoda; Insecta; Hemiptera; Pentatomidae. The record is from the annotation of a GenBank genome assembly.